Molecule: messenger RNA, 831 nt
Organism: Leptosia nina
Lineage: Eukaryota; Metazoa; Arthropoda; Insecta; Lepidoptera; Pieridae
Source: the annotation of a GenBank genome assembly
AUGGAGGAAGAUGGUUUGGAUGAUUUGCUUGCAGAAAUUGUUGAACCGCCACCAAAGCUUUCUAAACAGGAUCCUCAACCUUCAGGUUCAACAAAAUCUGCUUCAAAGACACACUGUGUAUUAGUAAAUCAAAAGCAGAGAGGAAAUCCGCUACUAAAACACAUUGUCAGUGUAGCAUGGGAAUUUGAUGAAAUAGUCCCCGAUUAUGAAAUAGGCAAAACAAUCAGUAUAUUGUUCUUAUCUGUUCGAUAUCACAACUUGAAUCCAGAUUAUAUAAAUAACAGGCUCAAGGAACUUGGAAAAAAGUAUGAUUUAAGGGUAUUAUUAGUUCAGGUGGAUCUAAAAGAUCCUCAUGCAGCACUUAAAAAUCUAACUAGGAUUUGUUUGCUAACAGACUUGACGCUAAUGCUUGCUUGGAGCCCCUUGGAAGCUGCAAAAAUUAUUGAAAACUACAAAAUAUAUGAAAAUAAGCCACCUGAUAGAAUCAUGGAGAAAAUAGAAAAUGAUCCUCAUCAAAAGAUAGUAAAUGCUCUGUCUUCAAUUAAACCUGUCAACAAAACCGACGCUAUGACUCUCAUAACCACAUUUGGAACUUUAGAAAACAUAAUUAAAGCUACCGAGAAGAGAUUAGCAGAUUGCCCUGGCUUCGGAGCUACGAAAGCUAAGAAACUCUACAAGGCAUUGCAUGAACCAUUUUUAAAGCGUGGUAUGAAACCAGAUGAAUUCGCUGGAGACAUCAGUAUUGAAGAUAUUGAAACUAUAGAAACUGAUGUUAACAGCGACGUAUACUGUAUAAUAUGCUCGCUUCGACGCGCGACGAGUUCAAAAUAA